Phascolarctos cinereus (koala) is the source of this 4147-nucleotide messenger RNA. It is a transcript of the gene CYB5B, whose product is annotated as cytochrome b5 type B. Gene Ontology annotation, molecular function: heme binding. NCBI's taxonomy places the organism in Eukaryota, Metazoa, Chordata, Mammalia, Diprotodontia, Phascolarctidae. The record is from RefSeq and is a predicted model, not a curated record. Gene Ontology annotation, cellular component: intracellular membrane-bounded organelle; mitochondrial outer membrane.
GUCGGUUGGAUACGGAAGCCGGCACGGCCGGAGAGGGCGAAUCCUGCCACCUGAAGUCGGUCUCGCUGCCGGGAGCGGGGGCCUCUGGUUUUGAUGGCGGCCGAAGGCGGCAGCGGCAGCAUGGAGGGGAAAGAGCCCCAGGCCGUGGUCACCUACUACCGGCUCGAGGAGGUGGCGAAGCGCAACUCGGAGAAGGAGGUGUGGAUAGUGAUCCACGGGCGAGUCUAUGACAUCACCGCCUUCCUUGGCGAGCACCCAGGUGGAGAAGAGGUUCUGAUGGAGCAAGCUGGUCGGGAUGCGACUGAAAGCUUUGAAGAUGUGGGACACUCUUUGGAUGCCAAGGAAAUGCUCAAACAGUACUAUGUUGGGGAAGUCCAUCCGAGUGACCGUGAAGGUGAAAGAUCUGAGAGUUCAGGUUCAGCGUGCAGAAGCUGCUGGUCAAAUUGGAUGAUCCCUGUCGUGGGUGUUGUCCUCUUAGCUGUCAUAUAUCGAUUUUACAUGUCGGAGAACAAGUUGUCCUGAGUCAGCCUCUUUGGAACCUGGAAAGUGAAUACACUAGAGACAAAAAAAGCGUGCAGUCCUGCUCUGGUAGGAUUGCUGGAUUCCCCUCUCUUUGAGUCCUGCCAAUUUUAUUGCCCUCCUGCUAAGUUACAAUGGGCAUGCCAACCGUCCGCCUCUGAACUAGGCCAGCGAGCCUCCUUAUACAGUUGCAAUGCCUUACUUACCCCCCGAGGCAUCCUGAUCGUCAAACAUUUCAUUCUCUUGCCUAUUAAUUUUUCCUGAAGUUUUUGUAAAUAACUUCAUUCCACAAUUUUCUGUCAGCCAGUUCAGGGAAGUGGAGAAGUCAUUUGAAUGUGUAUAUGUAAAACAGUUCUGUGAUUUUACAAAAAAAAAUGCUGUCUGUUUACAGUGUCUUUCAAUAAAAAUAUCUUCCUCUGGCACUUUGAGCUUAGAGUGGGCAUUCUCAAAAGGACAGCAGAAUGUCUGGUUUUGAGGAUGAGAGGAUGUUUUUUUUUUUCUAUAUAUUGGUAGCUACUUUGAAGCAAAUACCAAUUUUUAAAAGUUACAGUCUAACUUAAUUCCAUUAAUUUAGUUAUUUCUGUGAUAUUUAAUUUAAAGUGCAUAGCUCCUGUUACCUGGAACACAGUUUUCUAAAUUGUCAUUUUUGAGGCUAAUGUUGUAUCCUUGUUUCCCCACAAGAGUAGCACUUGGCCUCUGUGGUCUCAAUUUCUUUUCUUUUUAAAGUGGUGUUUGAAAUAAACUAGUCUCUCCUUUGGUGAGUGAGUGGGUUCUUUUAGGCUCUGAUGAGUUCAUAGGAGCCUUGAGGAAGGGCUGGGUAUGGAGGUGGGAAGGCGUGACAGUGGAUUUGGAUGAAAAAGUUUCUGAGGUACUUCUGAGCAAGUGGUUUGAGGAAACAGUAAUCAUUCCUAUGGCUUGGUACUUUUUUUUUCUUUUAGUCUGUUAAAAAAUAACAGCAUAUCUAAGUUCAGAGUAAGUCUGGUGAGCUUUCUCAGAGUAUUUGUGUAAUUUAGUGGAUUUUGGAGGAAUCCUGAUUGCUUAAGAGACCAUGACUCCAGAUGUAUCCAUGACAUUUGGGAUGAAAAAUAGUUGGUACAAUAAUAUGACAUUUGUGGGUGGAAUAAAUAAGAAGAGAAAAUGUUCGAGUUUAUGCUUCUCUCUUUGACCUCUGUGGCUCCCAGGUGUUUGUAACCAAUCCUGUUGGAAUGAACUACCAUAAAAGAGACAUCCUGGUUUUUUUCUUGGCAUGGGUGUUUUUACCGGUGGCUCACUUGUGGUACUUCCUAGGAGCAGAUUGUCCCACACCCUAGACUUUCUCCUUUCCCCUGUGUACAUGCUAGACUAACUGUGUCCCACAAAGGCACUGUUCUGUUGAUGAUUCUCACCUAUCCUGUGAGAAUAACCUCAUCGAGCAGGGAAGCACCACCACCUCUGCCCAUUUCCUCCUCCCCUCCUUCUUCGCUCUGCCAGGGCCCCGGCGAGACAGGAAGCCGCUCAGCAAACCUGUGUCUGCCCAUGCAAACCAUUCAAGAAAAAGUGCAGCCAAGGUCUUGUAUACUCUGAUUUAGCAGAUGACUGAAUGCAGAAUUCAUCAAAUAGUGUUUAUAAACUUUUAUGUGCACAUAUGGUUACUGCAUGUGGAUACCUAAAGGGUUUCUGGAAGAAAUUUUAUGGAUUUCUGGGAUAUGUAUGAUGCAGCCUUUGUUUUGGAAAAUGUAUUGGCAUCUAUUGCAAACCCCUUACUUUCAGAUGUGAGCUAUAUGGUUGAGAAAAUCUUUUAAUUGCUCUUUGUAAAGGAACAUUAGCCAUUGCUUCCUCUAAAUUGUGUAGGAUGAGAAUACCUUGAGUAAAGGGAUUGACAACAAUUAAUGAGAAUAAAUUGGUUUAUCUGGAAAUGUAGGGGUAUUUAUUGUCUUUGGGGGGUGGGGGGAGUGAGGAGAGAAUGCUGGGUUGGAGAAGGAAGCAAGCAUUGGAAGUAAAAUGAAGCCAGAAGAAGACUCAUAUGUAUUAGAGAAGUACAUUGGCGAUAUUCAAAGUUGCAUGCAAACCAGCUGGGUUGUAAGAAGUUUUGUAAAACUGUCCUCAUGUAAAAAUGGUGUUUUGAUAUUUUAGGGUAAAACAGUAAUGUGUUUUUCUGUUUUCUGCUGGACAUCUUUUCCUGUUUACAUCUGGAAUUGUUCUUCCCCAGAGCCGGAUGAAAAUUCUUUGGUCUCAUCCCUACCACACAUAAAAACCACCCAAACGUUGAGUUCCUUUUUGGACUCAGACUGCUCGUGUCAUGUCUUUAGUUGUAUUGUUAAAACUGCUCUUGUGUACAUUCGCUACCAUGUUGUAUUGGAAACACCUGUUCCAGGUAUCUCUCUAAGCAAGAGAGCCCAUAACAUCUUUCUAAUGGAUUUGAGCAACAAGAUGACCCAGUUAACUCCAUUUGUGCUGUAAAUAAAAGCCAGACUGCUCAUCAAUUUCAGCAUCAUUGGAUAGACAGCAAAAGCUGGUCUAAGGUAUCUGUGAAAUAACUCCCCUUGGGCCCCAACGCUCACUGGCACUGGCCUCGGGGGUAUUUUCUUGUUUAUUCUGGAGGAAAAUUAGCUCUCAUGCGCUAGCUACACUGAGUCAGAGGCAUAAUGUCUAGGGAACAAAUUUAGGAAAGAGGCUGGGGGAGCUGGUGCCACCCAGAAUACACACUGUCGGCUGUGCCAGUUGGCGAGUCUUUGCACCAGCUCCCUAGAAUUCCCUCACCCUACCCCUGGAGUAAUUGGUUUCAUUGGCUUCUGUAGUUGUCAAGAGAGGGAGGUGGCAGAAACAAAGUUAGUAUUGUGUUUCUCGGGGGAAUAGCGUCACCAGAAGCAAAAUCCAUUGGAACCUAUAAUUUCAACCUCUGGAGUUCGUUCCUUUAGCAGAGGUCAUAAAAGUAAUAAGUAUUGUGAAAUAAGAGUGUUGUUGAGUUCCUAUUCACUUAUGAAUAUUCUUGUUCAGUUGUGAGGUAUUGAAAAAUAUUUUACAGGCCAAGUAUGUCAUUAUGACACCUCAUGCUUAAAAUCUGAGGUGAUGCCUCUCUAGUUUAAAUUCCAUUUUAGGAGAUAGAGAUGACAUAGGCAGAAAAUGGAAACCUGCUCCUACUCUCCUAGAGCAGGAGGCAGUCAGUCCUGACUCGUCCCAACAAGAGUGUGAUUUGUCAAACUGUCUUCCUCUGUAGUUGCCCAGCAUGACAAAACCAUUGGAGAGUUUAGCCAGAGUUGGCUGUCUUAACUCCACAGAAGCUAGGGUAGGAAUGUGCGGGGGUGAUGCAGCAUAGAAAUGUUUCUCCAAUUACCUGCUAUGUUGUGGGUUUGGCACCUUAGUCCUUCCUUAACUAGCAACUUUGUUUUCAGCACAUAUGUCUUAAAUUUGUCCAAUUGGGGAAAAAUACUAGUAUAAUUUAAAUUGCCUUUCUUUCUAGCAUACGUACCCGACUGACCAUAAAUGUGUGAUAAUCAGCAUCCCUCUUGUGUGUUCAGUAAUGGAGUGUGUUCACCUUUUUAAUUUCAGAAUAGUUUACACAGAGAUCUUUGUCUUUUCCUAAUGAGACAGACAGUGAAUGUUUGUUAGAGUGGACACACAAUAAAGAUACUGUUUUCUUUUUUCUUGA